Molecule: messenger RNA, 1371 nt
Organism: Neltuma alba
Lineage: Eukaryota; Viridiplantae; Streptophyta; Magnoliopsida; Fabales; Fabaceae
Product: replication protein A 32 kDa subunit B
Exons: 10
Coding region: 168-989 (273 amino acids)
Biological process (GO): nucleotide-excision repair; DNA replication; double-strand break repair via homologous recombination
Cellular component (GO): DNA replication factor A complex; chromosome, telomeric region; nucleus
Molecular function (GO): single-stranded DNA binding
Source: RefSeq, a predicted model, not a curated record
GAAUGGCGCGAAACUAAUUCAUUUUCGUACCGGAAAAUUUGAAACCACGCCAGUCAUAGAUGCUCUGCAGAAUUUCAGUUUCAAAUCUCUGGAAUAGUGCGUUCUGUUUCGCUGCUCUCUGCUAUUAGGGUUAAGAUUUCUGAACUGCACACAGAGCGAGAACAAGCAUGCAUUCGAGCGAGUUCGACGGCGCCGCAGCCUUCUCCGGUGGUGGCUUUAUGCCGUCUCAGGCAACUCAAGGCCAUGAACCUUCCUUCUCCUAUUCCAAGAAUCGUGAUGCUCAAUCAUUGCUUCCUCUGACGGUCAAGCAGAUAAAUGAUGCUUUUCAGUCAAGUGAUGAUAAGUCUAAUAUGAUUAUCGACGGCGUGGAUGUGAAUAAUGUCACUCUUGUAGGAAGGGUGUGCAACAAAGCUGGAAGGAUUACUGAUGUUACAUUUGUACUAGAUGAUGGGACUGGAAGAAUUGAGUGCAGUAAAUGGCUCCAGGAAGAUGUAGACGCCAAUGAAGCGGAGGGUCUCAGGGAUGGAAUGUAUGUGCGCUUACAUGGACACUUGAAAGGUUUUCAGGGAAAAAGGACCUUAAACGUAUUCUCUUUUAGGCCUUUGAGCGACUUUAACGAGAUUGCAAGUCACUUCAUCGAUUGUAUAUACGUCCAUCUCUAUAAUACCAGGAUACGGAAUAGUGUGCCGAAUCAGCAAUCUAUGAACAAUUCCUUACCUAUUAAUCCCACAAGAGGUUAUCAAGCUGCCCCUUCAACUCAAUUCUCUGGUCAGCACAACAAUGGUCAGAAGAGUGUUGAAGAUAUGGUCUUGGAUAUCUUGCAUCUUCCCUCGAACAGGGCAAAAGAGGAGGGUGUCUCUCGGGAUCUUAUUGCACAGCAUCUUGGACUUCCUUUGGAUAAGCUCAUGUUAUCCAUAAAAAAUCUUAUUGAGGAAGGCGCCAUAUAUGAAGCUAUAGCUGAUCAUUACAAGUCAAUCAUCAAUGGUUGACAUCUUGUCAACGACUUUGAUCCUUAUCUGAGCCGGUCUGGUAAUGAUUAUCCAUUGGAUAGUUGACUCUGCUUAACCCCGUAUCAUCGGAGCAGCUGCGUUAAAUACGGAGAGAAGCUAAACCUUCUUAGUACCAGACCUUGAUGUUACUGUUUCUAGUGUUCUUUUUACUCGCUAACUAAUGAUGGUAUGAGUUAGUACAGAUUAAAUGAUAUGUAAUUAACCUGCCUUGUAAAGGGGUUUGUCAUGAAUGAUAGGACCUUUGUUGAGGGGCUUUUGUUUGGGGGACCGGUAGUUAUCUUGCAACUAUAUUAUGUAGUGAGAAGCCGAAGUACUUUUUGAGCCUAUAGAAGCUGAAUGGAUUGCUAGAGGAAUUCUGAAA